CAAUCCAAUCUCUAAUCUUUCAUCUCUAAUUUCUAACACAAAGAAAGCACACUCUUGUUCCUUUAUUGGCUCUUCCAUAUGACUCUUCAUCAAGUUUUUUGGCUAGUGUUAUUCUGUGCCAUGCCAUCUUGCCUCCACUACACCUUAGAUUCUCUCUCCUCUUCCAUCUCACUUCAAUUUUAAAAAGGUUUUUCCUUUAUGCUCAGUGCUGUAUUAUUGGGAAGAGAAUCCAACUGGGUAGUCUUUACUUUGCUCAAAUAAGCUUCUUUGGGAAUCUUUGUCACCCCAACAUCUAAAUUUGAGGAGAAUACUAUUCGACAUCAUUCCUGGGCAAUUGUUUAGUCAGAUAUAUAUUCCUUGAUCAGGACCCCUCAAAAAUGAAUUCUUUGACUGUUUUUUGUUCUAGACGCACCAUUUUGUUGAGAGACUGCUGCUGUUUAUUCGUUUGGGGUGCAGAAAGAACACAUGGAUGAUGGAAAUGCUGAGCUUUCUGAUAAGCUUUCAAAUAAUGUUCUAUUUUUGAAUCCAGAGUCAUCUAGCAGUUUUCAGGCUUCAGCAUCAGUGAACACAGUUCCUGAAUUAUGUAGGAGUAGCAGCAGAACAUGCACCCACACUCACACUUGCAACCCACCUGGCCCUGAUGCUGCUCACACACACACAUGCUAUCACACUCACACCCAAAUUUUUGAACCUGAAGAUGAUGACCACAAGGAGCACACCAACUCCAAAUCAAAAAGGCCUUCUGGCAACCGAGAAGCAGUUAGGAAGUAUAGGGAGAAGAAGAAGGCACACACAGCAUACUUGGAGGAGGAAGUUAAGAAAUUGCGUUUGGUGAAUCAGCAACUAGCGAGAAAACUACAAGGGCAGGCACUUCUUGAAGCAGAAUUGGCAAGGUUGAGGAGCAUUUUGGCACACCUAAAGGGGAAAAUAGACAGUGAAUUGGGUGCUUUCCCCUUUCAGAAGCAGUGUAACUCUUACAUUCUGAAAGAAGGGGAUGCUGGUUUGCUUUCUACUGCAAGGACAUAUGGCCUUCAGUGUCAGAACAAGUUGCCAUGCUUUCAUCCACAUGCAGGAUCAUCAUCCCAGGUCAACAUCUGUGCAUAUGGAAAGUCCGUGAGUCCAUGGGAAGGAAACUGCCAACCUGAAAUUGUAGAUUGUCAUGUUGAUGCAAAUAACUUGACCAGUACUGAAGGACAAACUGUUGAGACAGUGGAUAACUUCUUGUCAUCUGCAUCUCAAGAGUGAUGGUUUAGCCUCAUAAAUGUCUUUCUUCUCAAUUGCUGUCACUGAUACUAGGUAAGAUGAUGUACAUUUAGUUAGUGUUACCUAAAAGGUUUGUUUCUUACAUCAUAAAGUGAGUCAUGAAGUUUGCAUUCUGCAAUCUAUAGGAUAUGUAUAUAUAUAGGCAAUGUAUAUUUAGAGAUUUGUACAAUAUGUAUGCUAGCACACAUAAAGUAAGUGUUCUACUUCUUGAUAAACAGAUUUUGUUGUGUAUUAAGUUUAUAUUGCUAAAUAAAAUAGUACUUCAAAUUUAAUUUUGCUAUUAAAAA
Molecule: messenger RNA, 1550 nt
Organism: Vigna angularis (adzuki bean)
Lineage: Eukaryota; Viridiplantae; Streptophyta; Magnoliopsida; Fabales; Fabaceae
Product: basic leucine zipper 24
Exons: 2
Coding region: 466-1245 (259 amino acids)
Biological process (GO): DNA-templated transcription; regulation of transcription by RNA polymerase II
Molecular function (GO): RNA polymerase II cis-regulatory region sequence-specific DNA binding; DNA-binding transcription factor activity, RNA polymerase II-specific
Source: RefSeq, a predicted model, not a curated record